AUGACUAUAGCUAACUACAAGGUUUACCACAUCCUGGUCGAUAUCAAAAGCUUGACCGACAUCAUCUACUCUGAGGCGUUUGAGAGAAUGGGGAUUGACAGGUCACACCUCCGACCUAUGAAGACCCCCCUGCACUGCUUUGUUAGGGAUAAGGUGAUCUUCGAGGGAGCCAUCUCCCUCCCCAUGACAGCAGGGGAAGGGCAGCAUCAAGUCACACUUCUAGUCGACCUCCUCCUUGUGAACGCCCUCACCAUCAACGUCCUCGACUCUAGAGCUCCUAUAGAAGAUUCCUCCAUGGAGGACUUAGUGACCGUCCCACUCAAAGAAGCCAACCUGAGCAAAAUGGUUCUGCUCGGAUCGUCGAUGAAUUUUGAGCAGCGGUCUCAGAUGCUGGCUUUCUUACAGCAACACAAGGAUGUCUUCGCCUGGUCACACAAAGACAUGCCAGGCAUCUCUCUCGAGGUUAUGGUCCACAAGCUGAAUGUGAACCCAAAUCAUAGACCGAUGAAGCAAAAGAGGAGGGCGUUCGACCCCAAAAGAUACUCUGCCAUAGUAGAUGAAGUGUCGAAGCUCCGCCUGUUCUGGAUUGAUCAACUGGUGGAUAACACAACUGAACACGAACUGAUAUCCUUCUUGGACGCUUACUCCGGGUAUAAUCAGAUCGCAAUGCAUCCUCUAGAUAGGUAG
Molecule: messenger RNA, 687 nt
Organism: Magnolia sinica
Lineage: Eukaryota; Viridiplantae; Streptophyta; Magnoliopsida; Magnoliales; Magnoliaceae
Exons: 2
Coding region: 1-687 (228 amino acids)
Source: RefSeq, a predicted model, not a curated record